Messenger RNA from Erigeron canadensis, 1299 nucleotides. RefSeq lists its product as uncharacterized. Lineage: Eukaryota; Viridiplantae; Streptophyta; Magnoliopsida; Asterales; Asteraceae. The coding region runs from base 1 to 1299 and encodes 432 amino acids. The record is from RefSeq and is a predicted model, not a curated record. The transcript is spliced from 5 exons.
AUGAAAAGGGUUAGUAUCUCAAACACUUCUAUUUCAGCAUCCCUUGAAAAGUUAAAGAAUGAAUUUUCAACAUCCAACUUGGCCACUGAAGUGCCUGGUCUUGUCUCAUCUUUACAACAACUCUCUCAAUCAAACAUUCUCUUCACUGCCCAUCUAAAUCAACUAAAUCAUACCGUCUCCACCUUUUCAAAACAUCAAGAUGACUUUCUCACCACACUCACCAAAGAAAUCUCUUCUCUUAAACCACAAUCUUCUUCUGCUGCUGCUGCCACUUCUGAUGAUAGAACUCAGAAACUUGAAAAAGAAGUUGGUGAGCUCAAAGUAAUGAUGAAUGAAAUGUUAGGCCUCCUCAAAUCUAAGGUGGAAGUCGCUGAUGUCUCAGCUACUUCCAAGGGGGAUAAAAUUACAGAGGAGGGGGAGCAAACUAAAGAAAGUCAAGCUGAUAAGGUUGAAGAAGUGGCAGCUAAUGUUGAGGGGGAGCGAGCUGAUAAGGAAGUUGCUGAGAAGACAGCUGAGGAUGUGCCAGCUGGUCUUGCUAGAAUUGUCCCCAAGCCCGCUGAAGUUGUGCCAGUGAGGCCAAGAAAUGUGUCUACAUUUAAGCGAACUCCAGAGUUCCACGCUGCUCUUGAAAAAAGAUUUGCUGAUAAAGGUAAAGCAGCUGUGAAAGAAGAGGAGCUUUCAGCCAAGUUCAUCGGUGAGCAGAUUGUUAAUGAGGAAUUAAAAGGCGCUGAUGAAGAAACGAGAAGGUUGGGUUUGGAAGCUCUUAAAAAGGAUGAAGAUUUGUUCUUUACUAAGAAAUCAAAGACCUUGGAAGAGAGUCAGGAUGCCUAUCUUGACUCAAGGGAGAUAAGACAAAGAAAGGAAGAAAUUAUUAAGGUCACUCCUACUAUCACUCAGCAAGAGAUCUUUAAGCUGAUCAAAGACAAGAAGACACCUCAGUAUGAUCCUUUACUCAAAACGGCUGGAGAGCAGAUUAAAGAUAUCAGAAGUAAAGAACGAAAGUACAGGAUAAAAGACUCUCUACUCAGCUCUGCCAGGCAUCCUUAUCCUCCUCCUCCUCAGCAACCAAGAAGUGGCAUCAAAAGGAUAGUUGUUGGACAUGCAGUCUCUCAGCUAGCUCCCCUCUAUUCUCAGGGCUGCAUUGCCUCCUCAACAUUCCUUAUAAAGAUUAGGAAGUAUUGCAUUCGGUCCUCCAACAAUCAAGAGUUUGUGAAGUUGAUUGAUCGAGAACUGCUGAAGCCUGAAAGACAAAAUGAUGCAGAGUUGAUCAAGGCUAAAGAAGAGUGCAUGCGGGAGUAA